Messenger RNA from Chelonia mydas (Green sea turtle), 2901 nucleotides. It is a transcript of the gene TCFL5, whose product is annotated as transcription factor like 5. Gene Ontology annotation, molecular function: RNA polymerase II cis-regulatory region sequence-specific DNA binding; protein dimerization activity; DNA-binding transcription factor activity, RNA polymerase II-specific. Bases 581 to 2161 code for a protein of 526 amino acids. The record is from RefSeq and is a predicted model, not a curated record. Gene Ontology annotation, biological process: regulation of DNA-templated transcription; spermatogenesis. The transcript is spliced from 7 exons. NCBI's taxonomy places the organism in Eukaryota, Metazoa, Chordata, Testudines, Cheloniidae. Gene Ontology annotation, cellular component: nucleus.
CUAGUGCGCGCAUGUCGGGGCGGACACGUGACCGUGCAGCCGCCUUCGGCGGGAAUCACGGCCUGCCGCGUCUGCAGUUGCGGCGCGAGGCGAGGACACAGCGGGUGGCGUCCGCGCGCGAGCCGCCCUCGGCCACGGGGGGGAGGGGCGGGGAGAGGAAGGCUCGCGGCGGUUAAAAAGCGGCGGCGCACGCGCACGGGUAGGCCGUCCACCCUUCCCCCUAGGCGGAACUGUAGUUCGCAGACUCCCUCCCCACCCCCCAUCUCCUGCCUGUUGCUAGGCAGACUUCGCACCUGGCCGAUCCCUGUGGGGCAGGCUUUUGAGGGGUGGGGGCUACGGUUGCUCCUCACUGAGCACUAGGGAGGGGGCAGGCUGCUCUAGGGCCGAGUUUACCCCCUCCCCCACCCUAUUUUGGGCUGUUAGUGGGAUGGGCUGAACUUAUUCCUUCCCCUGCUUGGUGUUAUUGUCUUUUGGAGGUUCUGACCCCCCCUCCAUUUUUUGUGGGGGUGGGAUCCAUUAUCAUCGGGCCGGGCCCUUCCCCCCUCUACUUGACAGCAUCAUUGGUUUCUAGUUUGAAGUCAUGUCAGGAUCAACUCCAAAACAGACCUCCAGCCCGCAGACAGUUGCUGGUGUUCCGGAGCCUGCUCCUGCUGGACCUGAAGGCCCAACUGACAGCUCCUUUGGUGAGCAAAACCUUAGCUUCACCACCACAGACCUCAACCUGGUGGAAAUGACGGAAAUAGAGUACACCCAGCUUCAGCACAUACUCUAUUCACACAUGGAGGCACAAGCAAACGAAGGCGAAAUGGAAGCUAGGCUCAAUUCUGCUUUCUUCUCAGCUAGUAAUCCUGCAGAUCAACCUCAGCAGCAGUCCUCAGUGAACACCAAUCAAACUGGCUAUUCAUCGUACUCUGGGAACCAGUCAGUUUACCCAGUUAUCUGUCAGUCAGGUCUGUCUUCUGACAGCAAUUUAAUGGUUUCAAACCAAUGUCUGGGGCACAUUGACUUUCAAGAGCUCAGAAUGAUGCUACUUAGUGAAUCUAAUCUCCCUUCUAAUGAAGUAGAUAAAACACCUAAUAGUAACUCUGUAGAAGUCACAGGGCACAGUUUAGUAAGAGUUAAACAUGGUGAAAAUUUUGGUGGGACAAAUAAAGAAACUGUACUUGUUGAAAAUUCAGCACCAGCUCCUGAGCCUAGAUCUAAAUCUGCAGUUCGUGUUCGUUUGGAAGACAGAUUCAACAGCAUCCAGACAGAAAAUCCCCGAUGUCAAGAGCCCCAAGAAUCUGGAGUGACUCUUAACAAUUUAGUAACACUAAUUCGUCAACCAGCAGAACUAAUGGGUAUGCCUCUUCACCAGCAGCAGAAUAAAUGUACUACAUUAGUGAAAAAUAAGACUGCUGCUGCAGCUACUGCUUUACAGUUCACAUAUCCAUUAUUUACGAUGAAUGCCUGUUCUGCUUCUGGAAGUGCUAACACUUCACAAACACAGAACUCUGGCACAUCAUGUACUAUUCUGGAAGCUGCCAAACAUCAAGACCUUGGAUUACCUAGAGCAUUCUCUUUCUGUUAUCAUCAGGAAAUUGAAUCCACUAAACAAACAGUAGGCACUAGGAAUAAAGCUUUACCUGAACAAGUUUGGAUUAAAGUAGGAGAAGAAGCUUUAUGUAAACAAGCAAUAAACAAAAGAAGUCGCGGCAGAAUACGCCAGUUGGAUGCAAAUGUAGACCGCAAACCUCUUAGUGAAAUUCAAAAUAUAUGUGAUAGCCAAAAUACUGCAUCUGCACAAGGUACUUGGCAGUCAACACAGGUAAAUUCAAGUAUGCAGGCACAGAUUGGAACUCAGGGAGGAAUCUCUCAGCGCAGGGAGAGGCAUAACCGCAUGGAAAGAGACAGAAGGCGCAGAAUCCGGAUUUGUUGUGAUGAAUUGAAUCUUCUGGUUCCGUUCUGCACUGCUGAUACUGAUAAGGCAACAACAUUACAGUGGACAACAGCAUUCUUGAAAUAUAUUCAGGAAAGGCACGGGGAUUCCCUGAAAAAGGAAUUUGAGACUGUGUUCUGUGGUAAAACAGGCAGGAGACUAAAACUAACAAGAGCCGACUCAUUAGUAACAUGUCCAAUGCAGGAAAACAUACAGAAUAGCACACCAAUGGAGAUCAAGUAAUUUGAACUAAAUACCCAGCGUUUUAUGGAAAGUACUGAUACCUAAUGAUGCUCCAUAGCAAUUAUUUUAUGUCCACAUACUGGACUUCAUCUCCUGUGACUACUUUGAAAUUGAAGGAUCCAAGAGUGACUUGCAAAAUAUAAUUUGUAAAAAUACAUAAAUAGAAUCGUAAAGAAAACAUUCUUUAUUCAAAAUGAAAAGAUAAAUGAAUUACCAACAAUAUUAAUUGAUCAGUGUCCUCUUAGAGAGCUUUGGGACCAGAGGCAACAAGAAAAUGUCAUGACAGCCACUAAAUAUCUCCCCCCCCCCCCCCCAACUCGCAAUAGCUACCAAAAUCCAUUUUAACUUGAUAUAAUAUAGUUAGAAAUUGUUAUAGACAGUCAACCUGUCCUAUUGUAUUUAGUCAGUCAUGAAUGUACAUUCCUAUUAAAUGUAAAAUAAAUAAAUAAAUAAAGAUGCCAUUAUAGUGCCCAUUUCGCAAUUGGAACAGUGAGAAAAUUAAAUUGGUUAGUGCUUGUAUAAUAAGUACACAUCUUACAAACAAUAUUAUAUGCAUUGGAAUUCAGAUUUGAAGUUCAUAUUGAACCGUACAUCCCCAUAGGACUAAAGAAUCAUACAAUGCUGUUGGCAUUGCUUUUAAAAUACAGUAGUAUUUUAAAUACUUUUUGCACAAACUGUCCAACAAUUUUCCUGUAUUGUUGCUUUAGUCCAAAAGUGGUAUAUUGUAAACAGUGAAUUAU